GUGAGCGGCAGUAUGAUUCUUGGGCGAUGCUGUCCGCCGCAGCCGGCAUGGGCGGCGGAGGGGUCUACGUGCCGCUGCUGCUCCUCCUCUGCGGCUUCAGCACGCAGGAGGCCGUGCCGCUGUCGCAGGCGAUGAUCGUCGGCGGUGCCGUCGUCAACAUCGUCAUGUUCUGCGGGGAGCGGCCCGCGGAUCCACGCAGGCCAAGAAUCGAUUACGACGUCGUCAUGAUGCUGAAUCCCGGUCUGGCCGCAGGAGGGCGUCACACUCGGCGUCAUGGUCAACAUUAUCAGCCCGCAGUGGGUGAUCGUCCUGGUCCUCAUCGUGACGCUCGUGCUCGCCCUGCAGAAGUCCUACAGCAAGGGGAUCGCGCAGUGGAAGCAGGA
This is a messenger RNA of Prorocentrum cordatum, 383 nucleotides long. Lineage: Eukaryota; Dinophyceae; Prorocentrales; Prorocentraceae. The record is from the annotation of a GenBank genome assembly.